Messenger RNA from Cucumis sativus (cucumber), 1677 nucleotides. Its product is annotated as zinc finger protein GAI-ASSOCIATED FACTOR 1. The transcript has 4 exons. NCBI's taxonomy places the organism in Eukaryota, Viridiplantae, Streptophyta, Magnoliopsida, Cucurbitales, Cucurbitaceae. The record is from RefSeq and is a predicted model, not a curated record. Bases 229 to 1575 code for a protein of 448 amino acids. Gene Ontology annotation, cellular component: nucleus. Gene Ontology annotation, molecular function: DNA-binding transcription factor activity.
AAUGGGCAGACCAAAUAAAGAUCCUUUUUUCUUUCUUUCUUUCUUGUUUCCUUCUUCUAUAACUUCUCAUUCAUCCCAUGAAAAGCUUCUUCCUCUCUUCACCAUAAAUGGACACCAAAAUCAAUCCUUUUCUCUUCCACUACUAAACCCAAAUUCAUUAUAUUUCUUUACAAAGAAAUUAGUAUAUCAUUCAUUUUUAGGGUUUUUCUCUCUUUCUUUUUCUUUCCAAUGUCCAAAAUCUCAGGGUGUUCUGAUGAUGGUGGGAGCUUUGUGUCUGAUGCUGAGAAAUUAGAGAAUCAGUUCUUUAAUGGAACCUUUGAAUCUCAUCAUCAACAACCUCAACCUCAGCUUGUAGUUCCCAAGAAGAAGAGGAACUUGCCAGGAACACCAGUUCCGGAUGCGGAGGUGGUGGCAUUAUCUCCCGAAACCCUAAUGGCGACGAAUCGAUUCUUGUGUGAGAUAUGUAACAAAGGGUUUCAAAGAGAUCAGAACUUGCAACUACACAGACGAGGGCAUAACCUACCGUGGAAGUUGAAGCAAAGGACGAGUGGGAGCGAGACGAAGAGGAAGGUGUAUGUGUGCCCGGAACCGUCAUGCGUCCACCACGACCCAGGGAGGGCACUGGGAGACCUCACGGGAAUCAAGAAACAUUUCAGCAGAAAGCAUGGGGAGAAGAAGUGGAAAUGUGAGAAAUGCUCGAAGAAAUAUGCUGUUCAAUCUGACUUGAAGGCUCAUACCAAAGCAUGUGGAUCCAAGGAAUACAAAUGUGACUGUGGCACUAUCUUUUCCAGAAGAGAUAGCUUUAUCACCCAUAGAGCAUUUUGUGAUGCCUUAGCAGAAGAACACAACAAAUUAGUCAAUGCUCAUCAAGGAGCAACAACAAUGGCUUCUUCCACAGCCAUUAAUGGACCUAAUUCCUUUCAACCUCAACCACUUCCUCAUCUUCUCUCUCGACCCGGCAUCCUUUCGCUGCCGUUAACAACGCUGCCCCACGACCUUAUGCCUAUUCCUCCAAAGCCCUUAAACCUAUCUGCUGGAUCCAUGUUUUCAUCUUCCAUUUCCAACAACUCCGCCACCCCCACCACCUUUCAAAACGACAACCAUCUCUUUUCCUCCUCCUCCGCUCUCAUGUCCGCUACCGCUCUGUUGCAGAAGGCAGCACAGAUGGGAGCUGCUGUUAGCAGCGGUGGAAACUCCGGUACUCCUUGUUUCAACUCACCCAUGAUCCAUGAGAAGAAGGGUUUUGUUACAACCAUGGCUCCUUCUUCCUUCUGUGGGCUAUUGGCCACCAACUGUUUACAAAGAUGUCCACAAGAUCAAAAUAUGUUAUCCCAACUACCUUCAAAGGGCAAAGCAAUGGACAUGGAGAUGAUGAUCGAUGACGACAACAACAACAACAACAUUACGAUGAUGAACGGAGUGUUCGAUCAGCGGUCGUUGCUCGUGGAAGCAGCUAGGAAGACGACGACGCUAGAUUUGUUGGGGGAUGAGGGAGGGAAUAAUAAAGGGAUGAAAUUUCAAGCACAAGAUCAUCAAAGUAGUGUGGGGUUAUUGGAGGGCUUGUGGAGAAUAUGAUAGUUUUUCUAAAAGGCAUAUUUGGGAUAUUUUAUAUUAUAUAGUUCCCUUCUCCUUAAUUUGUUAGAAAAUUAUUAUAAGAAGAAACCAUUUUUUCCUUUC